ACUCUUUUAAAUACAAUCAAUUAAUGUUGGUUACUAUCUUAUUCAUAUUUUGUAUUUCCUACACUUCUGAUGCAUUUAAAAUGACAAAAGUUGAAGUAAAUUUUGGAAUUUUCUUAGAAUUAAUAAUAAUAACAAAAUUAUGUAUAAUAUUCAUUCUUCUUUUUAAUGAUUGAUUUAUUAAUUGUUAGUUUUGAUCAUUUGUAAGGUAAAUUGAUCAUUUCUGAGUAUAUUCCAAUCAUAAAUAUAGUUCUGCGGAGUAUGGGAGUGGGAAACGUAAAUAUUUAAAUUUUCUUUUGCGAAUAAUUUGUAACGUAAAUUACUGUGAAAUAGGUUAAUGUUUAAUUUUAAGCUACAAGUCAAAACAUUUCGCAAAUGUCUUUCAUGUCUUUCUGGGAUCACUGCACGGUUGAAGUUAGACAUUGACACCGUUGGAUGCUGGCUCGGUGGUUCAGAGGUUAAGCGAUCGCGCGCGAGACUGAAAGGUCCUGGGUUUGAAUCUCACGAGGUGGGAUCGCAGGUGUUUACUGCUGAGAAGUCCCAUACUAGGACGAAACGACCGUCCAAUUCUUUCAGGUUUUCCAUGUUGAUCUAGCUUUAAUUGACUCAUGAAUUCAACUAUUAAGAGAGAUUAGUUCACAUUGUGAUUUGUAAUUACUGAAUUGUGUAUGGUUAAUACUUAUAGAUGAAUAAAUGGUUCACAGAAAUUCAGAAACGGGAAAGAAAUUAAUUUAACUUUUCUAAAUGCUCAUAGAUAUCUAUAAUGAAAGAGUAAUAUAUUAAGCUAAAAAAAGUAGUCUUUAGGUAUAAAAUAUAUUGGGAGUAUUGAGAAAUAGAUUAUUCUAAAGAUUGUAUUGGUACAUGAACCAUAUAAAUAAAUCUCAUACAUACUAUGGUCACUCCGCUAAUGAUAUUUGUGAUGUAUUUUAACAUUUUAAUUUGAAAGUGUGUAGCCUAUUUUAUAUUUAGGAGACAGUAAAUGUUUCCUACGUUUUUGAUCUUUGUUCAAGGAAAAUAACUGUGGGAUGCGAAACCUUACUUGGGGUAAGUAUAUAUUUUAUAAUUUCGUGAUCAUAGUGAUAUGUUGGGGCACUUUAUGUUUAUUUAUUAUUGAUAUCAUUAUUACUUAUAAAUGACUUGUUAUGUUUUGACUUAGCGCCUGAAUAAUAUUGAAAUUUAACAUUAUUAACCAUUAAGAGUUUAUCAGUUCUGUGUUGAACAUUAAUCUUUAUAUGGUUAGCUUUACCUCUUUUGAGGGAGAUGAAUUGGUAUUGUGAAAUGUCAGGGAAGAUUUGUAACUUAAGAGAGUGAUUUUAAUAGAAAAAUGUCACUAAAAUUUCUUUCUUCUAUCUAUAAAUUAUAAACAUGUAAAGUAAUUGGUAAUAAGCGUGUUCAUUCGAAGCAAACACCAACUAAUACUCAAACUCGUUUUUAUUUUAAAUGAUUUUAUCUUCAAACCAUGUUAAAAUAAUGAGAUAAACGAUUUUUUUGAUAAAAUCAUCAUACUGGUCACUAAUUUUACAUUAGUUGAUGGAUUGCCAUGGUUAUACUUAUGUUUACUUGAUAAAUUGUAUUCAAAUGGUCACCGAAAGGUUUUAUUCAAUUUAUCUUUCAUUUAAUUCGUAAAUAAAUAUGAUUCCCUUAGACAGUGGUUUACUGGGUUAAAGUGUUGUGUUUGGCUUCCUUAGUUUUCACAUUUUUUUAUUACAAAUAAAUAUGUAUUUUGAAUAUGGUGUUUUCAUUACAUUCACGUGUACACAUCGAUUUUUAAUAUAGCAUACUUAACAAAGGAAACAUUUACAGCAGGUUAUCUUAUUUAUAGCUGCACAAUAAUAUAAAUUAUGUAUUAUUUAUUGUUUAUUGCAUCAUAAAUUUACGGACAGAAUGCUUGUUUAAUGGUAGAAAUAUUGAUGACGUUUCGUUAAAUUGUGAUCUGUUGCACCAUAGCAGUGUGGUACAAAGACUGAUUGUCUUGAAAUGGAUGUUUGACAAGGAACAAAAGACAUAACUGAUUGACCUCGUUUUCUGAUAAACCAUGGUAAGAGAUGCAUUGGAUUCGACGGAGAUGUGAACUCAAUUAAAAGCUAAUUUCUCAGGUUAACAAGCAGUACUAUAAGGUGAGUCUCAAUCGAAAGGGCUGGUAAUGAUUUCAUAUACAUGACUAGCACACUUUGUGUUAAAGAGCGAUUUUCUUAUAAGCACCUAAAUUUAAUCAUAUUACCAAAUUUUGUUACAAUACAGAAUGUGAAUUUUGUCUAUCAGGAUGUAGUUUAGCACGCUAUUUUGUGAAUGAUUUCUAUUGGCGUGAUAUAUACAUGUUGGGUGCUGAAAAACUGUGUGCAUUCAUCUCUUCUGAAAAAAUACAAAAAAUUUGUGACAAAUACACUUCGAAGUACUUACCAGAGAUUUUGGAUGCAAUAGGAUCAGUAUUCGUACCUGAAGAAAUUUGUUUGGACUUCAAUAUAUGCAAUUUUACUGAGAUUAAGAUGUUUACUAUCCAAAAAAGAAUCGAGAACCAAUCAGCUAUAAUGUUAAAAAUGUUGGUGCCCUUUCGUUUGUAUUCAUCAAAAUGAUGUGUUUGAGUUUAUUAAAUAACUAGACUUUAUGAUUAGUGAAGUUAGAAAUCUAUACUCAUGGUGCUGAAUAUUUAUUUUACUGAAAACAUUUACGUUUUUUAUUAUCAACGUUAAUGAUUGUUUCAUCGUGAUCUAACUUAGUAAACUGAAAACUAUUCACAAAAAACCAAGGGCUGGUUGUUACACAAAACAAAUCAAUUAGAUAUUAAAAUGUCACUGAACAAUUUAUUUUUCACUAUAUAAUUAAGCUGGUGUUUAUAUUUACUAUGAGGUGAAAUACGAAUCCUUGUAAAGGAUCUUUUUACAAUUAAUUAAGUGACUCAGUGAUAAGCGUUGAAAUGAUGGAAAGUUUAUUGAAUUACGAUACUUUGAAAAAAAAGGUUCAGCGAAACUGCCACCUCAAACAGUCUUCCAACCGAUUAUAUUGGUCAGUUUCAAUGAUAAGACAUCAAGUUUCUAGUUUAACGGAAGGAUUUUAAUGAUUUAUUGUGCUUUCUGAGAUGGGUUGUCUAUUCAUCGAUUUGGGUAAUAUAAUCAUCAGGAAUUCCAAUAGUUUAUUUCAUUUGUAGGGUUUGUUGAUAGUACUGUCUAGAAAGAUAAUGAAAGUUUCACACUUAAGUAACCUAUCACAGUGAGCACAAGACUUAUAAUGGACAUCGACAUAUUUUGUAUAGUACUAUCGAAAAUGAUUGAUAUUUAUAUUCCAGAAACCAAAGAAAUAAUAAACUUUUCAUUAAUGAUUAGUUUUUAAAUAAGAUAGAAUAUACUGAACAAAAUGUCUCGUUUUACUGAUUGUCGUUAGUAGAAUAUUUCAUUUCUACUAAACUCAGUGCAAAUAACUAGUAUUUCUGUUAAAUGCAAUCAACUCUGUUAUUGAUACUUUAAUGGUAUAUCAAAGUUCAACGUUUUUCCUUGAAGGAAAAGCUAAAAGUAUUUAUAUAUACUGUUUUAGGUGAGGCCAUAAGAUCUCCGGCUCUAGAUUAUGUUUAAAUUUCAUUAUCACUAUCUCAUCAGUUUCUGUUUUCUCAGAGAAUACUCAUAUUUGGCUAAGGUAAUCAUCAUGUCAACCUAUUUAAAGAGUUUAGGAUAAUGUAAUAGUUUUCACUAUCCCAAAAGAACUAAGAUUUUUUCGUUUCUAAUGUUUUUUUUCUUUACAGAUAACAAAAUCUGAACAUUUUUGCUCUACCUAAUACUCUUUAAGUGUUAUUAAAUUUUAGAAUGUACACAACAUAAAUUAUGCUAUGAUAUAUUUGGUCUUUAUGUUUUGAGUCAUCAUUUUAAUACUAACUAGAUGUAUUAGUUACUAUAAUUAUCGACGAUUGUGACCUUUUGUUUGUUAACAAACUGCUUUGACUAGAAUAAACUAUCUUUCCUUGUGAUUAUCCAGUUUUUAACUUCAAGCUGAUAAAUGAAUGUUUGAAAUUUCAAACACUAGAGUAAUAUAAAAAUCUUUGAUGAUCAAAUAUGUCAGUAUAGAUAGAAAGUUUAUCAUUCAAUAUGAAUUAAUCUCCAACUAAGAAAAUAACUUUUAAAAAAAAUUCAUUCCAAAUUCAAAUAUAUUCUUAGAAUUA
This is a messenger RNA of Schistosoma intercalatum, 4144 nucleotides long. The record is from the annotation of a GenBank genome assembly. NCBI's taxonomy places the organism in Eukaryota, Metazoa, Platyhelminthes, Trematoda, Strigeidida, Schistosomatidae.